Molecule: messenger RNA, 5823 nt
Organism: Poeciliopsis prolifica (blackstripe livebearer)
Lineage: Eukaryota; Metazoa; Chordata; Actinopteri; Cyprinodontiformes; Poeciliidae
Product: adhesion G protein-coupled receptor F5-like
Exons: 22
Coding region: 317-4921 (1534 amino acids)
Biological process (GO): G protein-coupled receptor signaling pathway; cell surface receptor signaling pathway
Cellular component (GO): membrane
Molecular function (GO): G protein-coupled receptor activity
Source: RefSeq, a predicted model, not a curated record
CUGAAAUGUUCAGUGUGUUGACGUCAGUCUGAGAACAAGCAGGACAGUCAAACUGAAAUAGCUCAGCAGGGAACGAGCUUUUGACUGCAUAAUGGCAGAUAAUGCGUGUGACUGCUGGAAAACACCUCAGGAAGCUCACAAAUGGUUCAUGUGUGUGUUUGAAAGUGAGGAGGAAAAGUAACAUUCAGCUCUGACACAACUUCUUUGGAUCCAGGACACAGUGACGGCAAACAGAGAUCUGUGGUUACUCUGCAACAGCUGGUAGAGACGACGACGUGGGAACCGCUUCACCGAUUAGAAACGGACUACAGUAAGAAUGGUUUCAAUCAAAGCAGUGUGGUUUGGUUUUAUUCCUCUGGUUUCAUGCUGCACUGUGAGCCAGCCGGGAUUCACACCCCUCUAUGAGGACUUGAUGGAAAUCAACUCACCCAGGCUUUAUGGAAGAGAGAAAAGAGAAGUUCCAACAAAUACCAAUGAUUAUGAGUUCCAAGCUGUUCUAGGCCUUUCUGAGCUGGAGGUUCUUGAACUGUUUCUGAAGAACCUCAGCUUCCCCAUACUGAUCAACAGCACAAGUCAAAUUUCCAGCAUGGACACAACAACAGUAUGCUCACCUAAUGUAACAGGGUACCAGUGUGUGUGUGAGGAGAACUUUGCCUGGUCUAAUAACAACUGCAUUGCAUACAGAGUGUGUGACGUCAUGCUUGGUGACACAUGUGGCUGCAUUAAUGACCUGCCAGCUGAUGGUCAGUUCUGCCAGCCGAACAGCAGCCAAAUAGACGCUGUGGACAUCAAUGUGGGCAUCGUCGUGUUCAUCCCGACCUCCAGUGUUUCGUCAAGCAUAUUCAGCUCCUUCAGAAGUACUCUGCAAAACAUUUCCUUCCCAUUAACCCUCUCUCAGUCUGUGGGAGUGAAAGAGAUGUCCUUCACCACAGCCUGUGAUCCAAACUCUGCUAAUGGACUCCAGUGUCAAUGUGAGAGCGGCUUUGCUUGGCCAUGUGACACGUGUAACAGCAGCAACUCAUGCAACAAUCAAACCUGUACAUGUUUAUAUGGACUUCCUCCCAAUGAUGAGUUCUGUCAGCCGGUCUCAAAUGCCACUACAUGUGAUUUAACUCCUGUACCUCCAACAGCGACAUCAACACCAACAAUAAAUUAUUCAACUCCAGACAAUAAAGUUACAAACACAACAUUAUCUAAAGGAUUGAAAGCUACUGUUGUAGCCAUGGAAAUAUUAAUAAUACAAAAUGAAACUCUGAAAAGUUCAACACCAGAUCCACCAGUGAUACAUGCAACCACAUCAAUAUUACCAAACACAACAUUAAAUGGAACCACACUAGAACCAAAUCAAAUUGUUCUUUCGAUUAGUGAAACAGAUCCUUACACAACAGUGACAAACGUAACCACAGCAGGAAUAGUAAAUGCACCUACCCUGGGAAUAACCCCAAACACAUCAAUUUCAAAUACUACCGCACCAGAGCGAAGUCAAAACAAAACAAUGGGAAAUGCAACGUCACCGGAAACAACCCCAAGCACGACAGACGCUCAUACAUAUUCAUCAGAAACAACACUGAAUAGUGGAUUCAUAGAUGCAACUUCGUCAGGAAUGAACCUGAGCACAAGAGUGACAAAUAAAACCACAGUAGACCAAAGACAAAACACAACAAUGGGCAAUACAACGUCACCAGAAACAACGCCAAUCACGACAGACGCUCAUACAUAUUCAUCAGAAACAACACUGAAUAGUGGAUUCAUAGAUGCAACUUCAUCAGAAAUGAACCUGAGCACAAGAGUGACAAAUAAAACCACAGUAGACCAAAGACAAAACACAACAAUGGGCAAUACAACGUCACCAGAAACAACGCCAAUCACGACAGACGCUCAUACAUAUUCAUCAGAAACAACACUGAAUAGUGGAUUCAUAGAUGCAACUUCGUCAGGAAUGAACCUGAGCACAAGAGUGACAAAUAAAACCACAGUAGACCAAAGACAAAACACAGCAAUGGGAAAUACAACGUCACCAGAAACAAUACUUGAUAUAGCGACAGAUGUAUCCACAACACAAGCAGCAGUUAAGACAACUUCAAAUGCAGCUACACUAGAAAUAACGACAACGAUACAUCCAUCUUCAUUAGGAACCAUGUUAAACACAACAUUAGUAGAUGCAACCUCACCAGGAAUGGUUAACAGAACACUAAAACAGUUUAAUGGAAUCUUCACAAUUAACAUGGAUUUCGAUAACUCAUACAACAAUCCAUCCAGUAAAGUUUAUGCAGAUAUCUAUGAUGCAGCUGAACGCAGCUGUCAGAGGUUUCUGUCAAAAACAUGUGAAGUCCAGAGUUUGACCUUCAGGAGUGGAAGUACCAUCACUUACUACACCCUCGCCGCCUCCUCUGGUGACGCUUCACAAGUUAAAUUAGCAAAAGACGAAAUGUUAAAGCGCCUGUCAGAAUUAUACCCGGUGGAGUUUGUCAUGGAAGAAGUUAAUACCACGACUGCAUUUUCUGGGGAAGAGAUGAGAUUAACCUGUGGCCCUCCUCCUGAAGACCUCAAUUUUACUGUGGUCACAAGCGUAGAGUGGACACACAUGGGUAGAGUCACUGGAGAAGGGAUUUCUUUGGAGAACAGACAGUCGGUCCUAACGCUGCCAUCUUUUUUUCCAGUGAAUGAUGGGAUUUAUGUCUGCAAAUUAAAACGGGGAGACAAUUCAACUUUCAAACAGAGCAUCAAUGCCAAAGCCAUUCCUAUCCCUCAAAUCGUCGUGAACCCGGUUAAGAUAUCGGUGGAUUGCGAGACACCGUCCCCUGUGCCACUGGACUGCUCUGUCAACAACGGCCACACGGUUACAUUUCUAAACACAGAUGUCGGGGCGGCUUCUCACGUCACCCACGAAUAUACGGUGAAAAAUUGUUCAAUUAAAGAGAAGAUCUUCACCUGUGAAUCACAAAACUCAUCCAGAUUUACAAAGAAUAUCACACUGAUGUUCAAUCCAUCAGACAAUAUUACAUGUCGCGAUGACACUUACGGUAACGGACCGAUAGGUUUUAUGGCCGUGUUGGGCUGCACACAGAGGAAGGUGGGAGAAAAAACAGCCGUUUGUCAGCCAGACGGUAAAUAUGGACAGAUCCAAGACAAGUGCGUUUUAGAAGUUGUGAAGAACCUGCUGGAUCAAUCUGAGGUUUUGAAUGAACUCACUCUUCCACUGUUCGUCAAGCAACUUUCCAAUGUGACUGUUGACUUUACUGAUGCAAUAAUUGACUCUCCGGCCGACAUUGAUGCCAUCGUGAAGAUCCUUUCUAAUGUAGCAAAUUUGUCAUCAUCUUUAGGAAUUAAAAUAGAACAAGAUUCCAUGAAGAACAUCCUGGAAACUGCGGGCACACUCACUGUUGGCGAGGAAUCGUGGAAAACCCUCAACAACAACAACAACACAAGAAACAUUUACGAAAUAAAAACAGGCGUCAAAGUAAAAAGUGCCAGCUCUUCACUACUGUACUCUAUUGAAAGAAUCACAUCCCGUCUCGUUAACAAGUCCUUCAGCAUUGAAACGCCCCAUACGCGUUUGAACAAAUCCACGUUCGUGAAUUCCUUCAGUGGCGACUUAAACUCCUCGGUGAAAAUAGGCAUACCCAACACUGACAGACAAAAUCACUGGAUAACUACCAUAAUAUUUGCUUCCAUGGAUAAUGUGCUUCCUGCCAGGGAUAAAAGCAAUUCGUCAUCCAAAGACAUCAAUGGAAAGGUUGCACUUCUUUGGCCCGAUAACAAAAUCACAAAUAUUUCUUUAGCAUUUGAUGUUCUAGACGAUAGGAUGAUAAAUCCUGAAUGUGUUUUCUGGGAUUUCAACCUCUUUGACGGUCUUGGAGGAUGGAACGACGAUGGCUGCAUGCUGGUAUCCCAUGAAAACAGAAUGACCAGCUGCCAGUGCAACCACACAACCUCGUUUUCUAUUCUCAUGUCACCCAACAGGACUGAUCAUUAUAUAUUAACCUACAUAACAUACAGUGGAAUUGCAUCUUCCAUUGUUUCCUUGAUUAUAUGUCUAAUCAUUGAAGGCAUAAUUUGGAAAACAAUUGGGGACAACAUGACGUCGUACUUUCGUCACGUCUCCAUCGUCAACAUCGCUCUGUCCCUCCUGAUUGCAAACAUUUGGUUCGUCAUUGGAGCGGCCAUUUCAGACGCAGACAAGAAGAAUCCUCUGGCCUGCACAACCGCCACCUUCUUCAUCCACUUUUUCUACCUGGCCCUGUUCUUCUGGAUGUUAGCCUCGGCCCUGCUGCUGCUCUACCGGACUCUCAGUGUCUUUGACAGAGGGCUGUCUAAACUAACCAUGCUGAUCAUCGGAUUCUCUUUGGGAUAUGGAGCGCCGCUGAUCAUUACAACAAUAACCAUAGCUGUUACUCCCUCAAAUCACUACACUGGAGAAAAAAAUGCCUGCUGGCUCACCUGGGAUACGCAUAAACCGUUACUGGCGUUUGUGAUCCCUGCCCUUACUAUAGUGGCUAUAAACAUCAUGAUCCUGAUUCUGGUGAUAUCCAAAAUGUUGAGGAGAAGAGUCGAAGUGAUUGGAGCCCAAGCAAGAGAGAGGCACGCACUGUUGGUUAUCAUCAGGUGUUCGGCUGUACUAACACCGAUUUUUGGUGUAACUUGGGCUUUGGGAAUCGGAACUAUGGUUUCUCCAGAUAACUUUGGACUCCAGGUUGCAUUUGCAGUAUUAAAUACACUUCAGGGUUUCUGCAUUCUGAUGUUUGGAACUCUGUUGGACAAAAGGGUAACAUCAGAGCUAGCAAAGAAAUUCUCCUGCCAGAGAAAGACAAAGACCACAGGUUCAGAAUCCGUCACUCUGGGAAGGUUUUUCUGGAAGUUAAGAAGAUCCUCAGUUUCCCAAAAAGGCCAUCAUUCGUCUUUUGAAGGAUCCUGUGAUUGAUCAUCCAACUAAUGACGCCUCCGUCUGAGCCAAACGGCCUUAAAGGCCCAGUGAUGGAAGCACUAGUUUAAUUUUUGAUAUGUUUUUAAAGCCUUAAGCUUGAUGUAUGUCCUUGUUGUUUAUGUUUAAGGUGAUAUUAAACAUGGCAGAGCAGUGUUACGUCUGCCUGUUUGUUACAGUCUGUCAGAAUCAGUUGUUUCAGGUAAAUGAAUACGUGUUUGGUAAAUGUCAAAGUGGGUUGAGAAGUGAAUGCUUCUGUUUUUAUAAUUUCUAUGUUUGACUCGGAAUCCAUAAUGCAUUCCGUUACCUCAAUAUUAUGGAAACCUGAACUGAACGUGGGGUAUAUCAUAUUUAUUAUGUGCUUUCUAUUGUUUUUUUUUUCUUUUUGAUUUUUUUUGUACAUUCAAGCAAAUGCUGCUUGAGCUUUUGAUGAUAUGGUUUGUUGAAAUAGGCUGAUAUUACUUAAAACAUGGGAGCCUUGACCCAUUUAUUUCUGACUGAUCAUUUUCCUUUUUACAAAUUAUAACCAUUUCAUUUUGCUAAUAAAAAUAUCUCACCCAAAACUAGUGAUCCAACUUUAGUCACGCAAAUUUCUGCAAGAGCAACAAAGUCUUUCUUGAAAUAACCUUGUAAACUAUUUUUGGAAGUUUCAAUCUGUAAGAUCUGUUUCCAUAAAGUACAUCUUUUUAUUUUCUAUACUUACAUGAUCCUGUUCAGGAUUUUUCAAAGGAAGGUUUAUUAUGUACUUCCCAGGAAUAUGAUGCCACUUUAUAGUACAGUAAAGUAAUUGUUACCUUUAGUUAUUAAAAUGCUGUAUAUAAUAAAUAUGACUUAAACUAUGCCUGUUUCUUUAAGCUCCUCCUCUUUCCUACAGUCCCUUGUCAUUAUGACGUUCCUCUCUU